AUGGCGUCGAAAAGACUGUUCUCUAUUUUCAAUCGCAACAUGCAAUGGGCUUCUUCUCUUAGUGAUCUUCGAUACUGGCCAUUGACAGUUGCGAGCUGGAUACCCGCCAUAAUCUUCUUCAACGACCAUGUUGGAGACGUAACAUGGAUCACAGGGAGCUCGAUGUACCCAUUCCUAAACUCGAAUUACAACAACGAUCUCAAGAAAGACUGCGUUUGGAACAGCAAAUGGAGCCCGAUAUCGAAUUUGAAGAGAGGGAUGAUUGUCUCUUUCCAUAGCCCUAUGCAUCCCGAAGUCACAGUGGUGAAGAGAGUCAUCGCUCUCGAAGGAGAUAUUGUCUAUACCAGAGCGCCGUGUCCUGUACCGACUGUCCAAGUGCCCGUCAACCAUGUUUGGGUGGAGGGAGACAACAGAGAUGCAAACAAGACGCUCGAUAGUAAUACUUACGGCCCGAUUCCGUUGAAUCUUAUACAAGGGAAGAUUACACAUGUUCUGUGGCCGCUGAAGAGCUUUGGACCUAUACGCGCGGAGGAGUUCAAGGGGAGAACGAAGGUCAUUCGAGGCAGGAGGGAAACAGCACCAGGCUGGGACUGA
This is a messenger RNA of Drepanopeziza brunnea f. sp. 'multigermtubi' MB_m1, 594 nucleotides long. RefSeq lists its product as uncharacterized. The record is from RefSeq and is a predicted model, not a curated record. Gene Ontology annotation, cellular component: mitochondrial inner membrane peptidase complex; membrane. Lineage: Eukaryota; Fungi; Ascomycota; Leotiomycetes; Helotiales; Drepanopezizaceae. Gene Ontology annotation, molecular function: serine-type endopeptidase activity.